This is a messenger RNA of Penaeus chinensis, 382 nucleotides long. RefSeq names its product histone H2B-like. Gene Ontology annotation, cellular component: nucleosome. Bases 1 to 345 code for a protein of 114 amino acids. The record is from RefSeq and is a predicted model, not a curated record. The transcript has a single exon. NCBI's taxonomy places the organism in Eukaryota, Metazoa, Arthropoda, Malacostraca, Decapoda, Penaeidae. Gene Ontology annotation, molecular function: structural constituent of chromatin; DNA binding; protein heterodimerization activity.
AUGCCAGACCUUAUCAAAGGCCUUGCUGACGUCUCGCAGUAUUGCGUUCGUCUGGUGCUUGUUAGCGAGACCGAGAGCAAUCUCCUCAUAAGCAAGGUGCUCAAGCAGGUCCACCCUGAUACCGGUAUCUCCUCCAAGGCCAUGUCUAUCAUGAACUCUUUCGUGAAUGACAUUUUUGAGCGCAUUGCAGCUGAGGCUUCCCGCCUUGCACACUACAACAAGCGUUCCACCAUCACCAGCCGGGAGAUUCAGACCGCUGUCAGGCUGUUGCUCCCUGGAGAACUUGCCAAGCACGCUGUUAGUGAGGGCACAAAGGCCGUCACAAAGUACACUUCCUCCAAGUAAAUCUCUAGGUUGCAUGCUUUUCUUGCCUCCUAGAACA